Molecule: messenger RNA, 1990 nt
Organism: Folsomia candida
Lineage: Eukaryota; Metazoa; Arthropoda; Collembola; Entomobryomorpha; Isotomidae
Exons: 3
Coding region: 297-1616 (439 amino acids)
Source: RefSeq, a predicted model, not a curated record
AUUGAGAUGUCGUCUCAUGCCGAUGAGAAUUUGAGAUUUGAGAACUACGGGGGCAAAUUUGAGACAAUUUGAGACUCGCUUUAUUUCUCCACUCCGCAAAACGUAGAACUGGUCCACUUCACGUGUCGGCACUUCGGCAGCCACAUCGUUCUCGUGACAACAAAUUUUGGUCUCUGCUGCAGGUACAGGUGCUCAUCACUCAGAUUUCCAUGUCGGAAGAAGCAGCUAGUCGCUCUCUUUAACCAAGAAAAACAAAGUGUCUGAUUACAAAUUAAUACAAAUAGGGGAACACAGGAAUGACUGGGAAAGGUGUCAAAAUGGAAUUUAGAACGUUGUCAGUAUCUCUGCCAAGGUUGGUCGUCGUUACUCCUCCACCUCCGAUGUCUGCGCCAAACCUUAUCAAGCAUGAGGACGAGUCCAACGACGCGGUUGUUCGUAUUCCUGGACCCGAUCUCGUCGCUUCUGGAGGACGAAGACGGCGACAAGAUGUCGAAAUCGUGUCGAAAUCUGCAAACAAUCCAGUCCAGCCAAGGUCAACUACUUCCUCCGCCGCCGCCGCCGCCGUCAACGUCUCCAACGCCCCGGCAAAUGUCCGAACUUCUUGUGCUCCUCCACCCGAAAAACUACCACGAUUCCAACCCGAAACUAAAGUCUUGAAUGUUGAUGAAUUUGUUUCCUAUUUCGAAGCUUUGAUAAGCCCUGAUGGACUUGUCGGUAAUGGGAAGCCUUAUAAAUUCAGCAGCAGGAAGGAAAUUGAGGUCAUUUUAGAGUCGAUGAUUCUCUUUGUUUCUAAAAAUGAUGGGAACGAGGGUUUGAAAUUAUUCGGCGAUGAUAAUUUUGACACGUGGAAAACCCUGAGUUACAAGUCCACUUUCUUUACAUCCCUGCACAAAAGUUCAGGUGCUCGAUAUAAUUUAGCCGCAAAAUAUGCGAGAUACUGCGUAAUUUCAAAAGUUUGCCCGAUUUUUCCAAAAUUCCUUAAAUGCCUGUCAUUCUUUGUGUAUUAUUUGUACCAGGCAAAAGGAGAGGACUUGAAGAAAGUGAAAGGUCAAGAUUUCGUGGUGGGAAAAAUUCUGGAAAAUGUUACUGCUUUUGAAGAAGAUGUAUUUCCUGGUCAAAAUAAUUUGUACAAGUUGAAGCUAGAUUUUCAAAAAUUGUCAAUUUCUCCAGAAAUCUUCCCACUGGGGGAGGGUCCUGAAGGGAAAAUUUUCCCUGGGAACAGUAGUCAGACACGUUCGAUGGAGGUGGGUGGAGUAGAUCCCAUUCUCCCGUUAGUUUACGAUUUUACUGCCGAUUUACGAAAGACGGCCGACGAUUAUUCCACCUCGUUGAAAAAGCUGGCUCGAAACGUGGAGGAAUGUCACGAAUUACAGACAAAACUUGAAAAGAAGGUUCUUGAAAGUAAAAGUGAGCAUGCAAAAUCCUCCGCUCUUAGGGUAGAUUUGGUCCGAAAGGCACAUUUUCAAGGGACACGCGAUUUAGGGAAUGCUUAUCAAUCGGAAAACGUAAAAGUUGUGAAAUUUCUGACUCUUUGUGAAAAGGAGCCGGAAAUUUAUGACGAAAUAAUUGACAAGGUUAACAACGUUCUUGAACCUCCUCCGAAGAGGACAAGUUAAACCUGUCUGUCUUUGUUUAGAAGAAAUUAAUUAAUUAUGGCUAAUUAAUUGCUAUACCUUAAUAUUUACAUUUUCUUGAUUGUUAAACAGUCGAUAUUUUUUAAAGUACCAUUUUGUAUAAUUUAUUACAAUUAGUUCCAUCGCCCAUAAUUUUGUAGAAUUUGUAAAAUUUUAACUGACUGAUGAUUUCAUUGGAUUAAUUAUUAAUUAUGUAGUUAAAUAUUUAGUUAUACGACGUUAUUGUAAAGCGCUGGGCGUUUAAUUUUUUAAAUACUGAUAUGGUUGUAAAUAUGAAAUGAAACAUGUAUUUUUUGAUGUAUUAUUUAUUAUUCAAAGCGUGCUCUAUAAUAAAUAUAAAGAUGUGUUUAUCAUGA